Stylophora pistillata is the source of this 855-nucleotide messenger RNA. RefSeq lists its product as uncharacterized. Lineage: Eukaryota; Metazoa; Cnidaria; Anthozoa; Scleractinia; Pocilloporidae. The record is from RefSeq and is a predicted model, not a curated record.
GCAACACAUUGUACCGAGCUGAAUUCAAACAUGGCGAGGAAAGUUCUUUACAGUCUUCAAUCAAUACUUUUCCUGUGGAUAGCUGUGGGUUACAGUGAGGCGACAUUAACAUGGCCUGCCGGGACAUAUGGCAUACCCAGAGCAAAGGUUGGCUGUCCUGUGACAGUGAUAUCCAAGGUGUGGGCCACAGGAUGGAGAUUUGAAGACAUUGAGGACAGCGCUACAAACAACUAUAAAUCACCGAGUUUUCAUCUUAAUGCAACGGUGGGCAAAGAUAUUAACAGAACAUUCUGUAUUAAAACAGAAGACAUCAUCUCUGAGGAAGAUAGUGAGUGGCCUCAGGGUAAAUAUUGUAUCUACAAGAAAGGUGAUUGCCCCAAAGGACUGGAAGAAGGUUACUUAUUUUGGCAUGACGAACACAAUAAGAACAUCAACGAUCAAGGAGGGACACUUCCCGAUGGCGAAUAUGACAAGGACACUCUAAUAUUCUAUUAUUGCAGAACCGGCGGUGACAAAUUUAAGGCUAUCUCCCUCCCCCUAAUCAGCCCGUUUUACCUUAAGGCUUUCAGCACGUCAGAGCGCCAGCGCGUGCAAGGCGCCAUUGCCACAGAGGAGUACAUUCGAUAUGACAAUGAAGAUGCGAAAAACCAAGAUGCGUAUAAUGGCAGUUAUCCCUACGAUGGAGGAGGACGCAAUCACAAAAUUGCUCAUUGUUAUUAUGAAAGUUGCCUCUACACGUAUAGCUUGGAUAACGAUGAGCAGAUGCAAUUCACCUCUCCAAAAUUUUUCGACAACAGAUUUCCGUCGGAGCAGAAGUGCACGUGGCGAUUUGUUUUCUCCAGGGAAGGACAGUAA